Sphaeroforma arctica JP610 is the source of this 944-nucleotide messenger RNA. RefSeq lists its product as hypothetical. Lineage: Eukaryota; Ichthyosporea; Ichthyophonida. The transcript has a single exon. The record is from RefSeq and is a predicted model, not a curated record. Bases 225 to 944 code for a protein of 239 amino acids.
GUGACAUAUGCACAUACUGUGUAAUAGAAAUCUGACCACUGGUAGCCUAUGCAAACGGAAUACAACAAGCAUAGAUCAUAACACUGCUGCAAUUAUCAAUUUGGAAGGUUGUAUAUAUUUCAAUCGGUACGGUCACCACGGCAAUUUUGUAGAUACACGUUCACUUUUUGUAUUAAUACGGAUAGAACAAGAGCUGACCAUAUGGCAGCUUCAUCGAAUAUAGCAUGUGUAUAGGUACGUCUGACACAAAACUCCUUUGUAAAUCGUUAGCGACUUCUUCAAGGCAAAUUUCUUCCCACGCGCAAUGCGGUGAACUCACGCGCACUCAUAGCUCACGAGUGCAUAUAUCAAUGAGGUCUUUCAGCCUAGUAGAGUAUGUUCUGUGUAUUUUUAUCUUCAUCAACCUAGCUGGCAUCGCGCCUGUGAGUGCGGGGAUUGCUCCCCAACAUCAUAAGCAAGUGCAUGGUUUAGAUGCAAAUGUAGAACACCCUCUUCGGCAGAGGAGAUCGGAAGAUGCAGCACCUUCACAAUUUACGCCGUUCGCCACUGUACAAGGAUCGACUACUCAAAGUAUCGUCGUCGAGCGAGUUGAUACACUGUCAGUAGUAGAGCAAGAACAAACAACUACGCAAACAAGCACGGUACCACAGACGAUAGUAGCGAUUUCAGUAGCGCAAGAACAAACAGCUACGCAAACAAGUACGGUAGCACAGACGGUAGUAGCGCAACAAAGCGCCACGGAUGAAGUAAAAAUAUCGAGUACGACGGUUGGAGUGCAAUCGAGUGCGACGGGUGCGAGUAAUGGAAGUGCAAUACCUAUACCUCUGGGUCAGGUAUUGAGUACGAGUACGGUAGCACCAUCGCCGAAGCCUUUGACGUACGAUUACGUCGAAGAUGAGUACGCUGUGGUGUGUAAGGUAUGCGCAUAUGACGUUCGCAUGUAA